AUGGCCAGCGUCAUGGCUGCCAAUCAGCAUAUGGAGACACUCCAGACCAUGCUCAACCUCGUCUACCUCAAUUCUGGUCGCUUUCUGAAAGAACAACAGGCCGGCGGCGGCACUGGUCGCAUGAAGCAACAACUGCAGCACCUCGUGCCAUCCGCUACUGAGCGCUUCCACGAUGCGCUCGACGAGCUCGAGAACGAGGUCCGUCUAGCGCAAACCGUCCUGCGCAGGGACAUGGCGCUGCUCAAGCAAGAUCGCAAGAAGAAGGAGGAGGAGGCCGCAGCGAAACAGCACGAGGUGGAGAAGGCGCGACUUGCCGCAGAGUCAAAGAGUGCGCCGGUCCCAGUUGAGGAAGCGCCUGUGAAGGUUGAGAAAGCCGCGACGCCAGCACCGCCCGAGCCACCAGCAGAGCCAGCACAGGACGCGCCUGAGCUAGCGAGCGCAAAGGAGCCUGGGCCUGAGGCGGACGAGGCUCCUAAGAAGGAAGAAGACACAAAGGCGCCACCACCCCCGCCCAUUGAGACCGACAUGGAGCCGCAAAGAGAUCCGCUCUUCGACGGCACGCCCACCACCGGCAAUGCUCAGGAAUCCGAGUUUGACUUCGAUGCCAUGUUCGGCGACGCCAUGGACACGACUGGCGACAACACCCACAACGAUAUGAUGGACACUUCGGGCGACAUGGACUUUACCCUCGACGACGGGAACGACGGGCCUUCGCUACUACGCGGUCUCGAGGACUUCGCCAAGGAUAAUGAUGACGACAACCCGAACCAGACUUCGAAUAUGGACAUUGAUUUCACCAUGCCAGACCUGCCAGGCUUAGACAUGAACACCGAGGCGAAUACGAACACAAACGACGACGCGACUGCUGCGAAGCCUGCAGAACCAGAGCCAGCACCAAAGGUGGAGGAGUCCAAGCCUGCCGCAGAGCCACCUACUGAAGAGAAGAAGGAAGAAUCGAUUACGACUACAAAUGACGAGAUGAUGGGCACCAUGGCUACAGACGACCUCGAAGAUCUUUUCAAUAUGGACGAGUACGAGAACCCUGAGCAGUCGCAAUUCGAUGAUGCGUUCUUCAAUUUUGAGUAG
Molecule: messenger RNA, 1086 nt
Organism: Alternaria arborescens
Lineage: Eukaryota; Fungi; Ascomycota; Dothideomycetes; Pleosporales; Pleosporaceae
Exons: 1
Coding region: 1-1086 (361 amino acids)
Source: RefSeq, a predicted model, not a curated record